Rosa chinensis is the source of this 780-nucleotide messenger RNA. RefSeq names its product putative F-box/LRR-repeat protein At4g15060. The transcript has a single exon. The coding region runs from base 1 to 780 and encodes 259 amino acids. Lineage: Eukaryota; Viridiplantae; Streptophyta; Magnoliopsida; Rosales; Rosaceae. The record is from RefSeq and is a predicted model, not a curated record. Gene Ontology annotation, molecular function: protein binding.
AUGGUGGUGGUGGACAAGAUACAGCCUCACUUACCCAACCUUGUUAUCCACCAAAUCCAGUCACUCCUUCCCACCAAAUCUGCCCUCCGCAUGAGCUUUCUUUCCAAACAAUGGGAAGGAGUGUGGCCUUUGUCCCCUGUUAUAGAUUUCGACCAGGGAGGUACACACACUGAUGACGAGGACAACAUAAAGUUCAUCAACAUCUUGGAAAGGUAUUUGGAAUUCUGUCUGAAAGACAAACAACUCUUGGAUAAAUUCCGGCUUCACAUGAGAUAUCAUGGAGAAGGUAGAACUGUUACUGUAGUCGAUAUAUGGGUAAGGUUUGCAGUUAUGAGAAGCAUAAAAGAACUAGAUAUCAGCCUUGGAAGUAUCUGGCCAGACUACUACUACUUAUCCUUGGAAAACCUUGGUGGAAAAUCUAUCACAACAUUAAAUUUGGAGUAUGUAGCAAUCGAUAAGAUCUCUAACGAGUUGAGCCUUCCUUCCCUGAAAUAUGUGUCCCUCAAGACUGUGCGCAUGGACUACUCGGUUAUACAUAGAUUGAUUUCGGAGUGCCCUUCCAUGGAGUAUUUGUCACUAACUUCAUGUUCUCUAAUUGACCGAGGCAAAAUGUCACUUGCAACACUAUUUCUCUAUACUAGUUCAAGUUAUAAUAAUCUCAAAACAUUGGAAGUUAGGGACUGCAUGUUUUCAUAUAUUCGAGUUACAGGAAUAAAUCUGGAAUCUUUUACACUCGAUUCGAGAUAUAGGCACCUCAAGAGGGUUGCCUUAUGUGGGUGA